AUAUGCAUGGUGCCCUAGUAUCGAAUCAGUGUUUCUGGACCUUGCCCCUGUUGCUACCCCCUGAAACCCUCCUACCUAUAACAGCGGCACCCUCCAAGCAGGGGACCACACACAGGUGUCAGAAUUGACGGGAGGGGCCCGUGCAGGCCCAUGGGAAGAAUCCUCCCGGGUGAUCUGCACCAGGCCGUGAACAGUCCCAGGGGCUGCAGCCACUGUGGGAACACAAAGGGGCUCACAGCCUUUGAAUGACAGUUAGGGACCUUGGGCACCACCUUUUGUUCCCAGUCUAAAUUCUCCUUUUAAGUGAAUUACAGUGAUUCUUAAAGCCCUUCCAACACAACUGAACAUUGAAGGUGUUCCUCUUGCUUUUUCUGAAAAAGAAAUCACAUGAUUUUUUUCCAUUAAACAAAAAGACACUUUUUUUUUUAAUGUUUGUUACAGAUAAUGUACUUGAAUGGAAAACCAGAGUGCUUAAAAACCCGCUGUACCUUUUUUCUCGGAGUGGCCCAUUCUAUCUCGGGGUUGAUACAUUUUUCCUGAUCAGCGGUUGGUUAAGUGCAAGGUCGUUUUUAAAGAUGCAUCAGGAUUCAGACAAAGGAAUAACCCCCAAGGUCAUACUCAGAUACUUUUUUAGUCGCCUGAUAAGGCUGCAGCCUCUGCACAUGUACUCGGUGUGCCUGCUGGUGGGCCUGUUCUCUCUCGUCCCCUGGGGACCUGUCUGGGAAGUGCCCAAAUUCCACUGGGAUAACUGCCGGCGAGCUUGGUGGACAAAUCUGCUGUUGCUAAAUAACUUCGUGUCGGUUCGGAAUUCGUGCAACGGCUGGACGUGGUACCUUGCCAACGACUUCCAGUUCCAUCUCACAACACCGGUGAUCAUCUUCGUCCAUGGAAAGUGAGUCUAACUGGGACAAGUUCCUCUCCUCAUGUGGCCUCUUUCACAGAACUCUUAGAAAGGGCUCCACUGCGGUGUAGAACAGGUUUUUAAAAUUUUAUGAAAUUAACUUUUCAGAAAAGGAAACACCAAAUGCUCUACUGUUCACCUUCUUCCAAAUUAUCCUCCAACAUUCGUCAUACGUACGUCAGGAUGUGUUUUGCAGAAUUAUCAUCAGUGUGUACAUGUAAUAACUAAUACCCAGCUGCUUCUACUUAUUUUUAUAAACAUUUCCACGUAUUGACAUGACCUACAUACCUGUCAGUUUUAGGAUUUAUAUACUAUUUUUAUGGUUGGGCAUCUAGAUUGUAUCCAAUUUUUCAUGAUUAUAAAUGACUUUGCAGUGAAUGUCUUCGAACACGCUACUUUUUCUCAGUUAUUUUCUUGGGGGCAGAUUUCUGAGUGGAAUUCCUAGGUCAAAGGGUAGGAACGAUUUUGUGGUGCUAGUAACACAGUGUGAGAUUGCUCUGUGGAAAGAACAAUGUGAUUUAUAGCGCCCUCAGCAAUAUAUCAGUGUACCUGCUUUUCUACCUGGGAUAUUUACCACCUUAAUUUCUGUUAGUUUUCGAAACACUUUAAGGCUUCAAUAGUUCCUGGAAAGACUUAUAGUUUGUAGAUUAUUCAUGCCAUAUUUUAAGAGAUUUAUUAUUCUUUUCUGCUAAAAUAAUAUGUUCAAUUUAAGAAAUAUUGGAAAACAUUAGGUUUAAGGGAAGGGAAAACAAUCACCCUAGUCCCAUGUUGUCACUCAGGGCGGGGUGAAUUCAUUGCUAAUAUUUUGGUGCUUAUCCUUCUGAUAUUUUUUCUGUCCAGCUUUUAAUACAUGAAAGCAUUCUGCAAAUGUACUUUGUAUUUUAAUAGUUUUAUGACACAUGCAUUUCUCUAUAUUAUUUUAUUUUUAAGGUAAACAUAAGUCUGAUGUGUGUAUAUAACAUUCCAUUCCAUGAAUGAACUGUAAUUUACUUACAGUAUUUUUGUUAAAUACUUGGAUUAUUUCCAAUUUUGAGCUUUUGUAACUAAUGGUCUGACAAAUAUUUUCAUAGUAACCGUUUGUCUCCGACUUCAAUAUUUCUUUAGAGUACAUAUCCUUGAGCGAAAUUACUAGGUCAAAGGGCAUGAAUGUCUUUUGGGCUCUUGAAUCAUAAUGAUAAAUUACUUUCCUUAAAGAGUAUAUCAAUAUUCAGUCCUCUAGCCAUCUAAUUUAACUGCUGCCAGUAGAGAAUAUUAAUAAUAAAACAAAAUAAAAUGCAAACUUUGUUAUUUGGAUAUAUAAUUUUUUUUCAUUUUUCACAUCUCACUUUUAAGUCCUUGAUUACUGGGGCCAGAGCUGCGUUCCAAAUACAUGUUGACCAGCUUUGUCUCUUUUCAUGGCUACUUGUUCAUGCCCUCUGCAGGGCAGACAGUUAAAUCUCAGUCUGACCCAUUGAUGUUGUUCAUUCCAGCCUCAUGCAAACAUUCAAGUGUCUGGAGCAAAGGAAAAACAUCCUAAUUUUAAUGUAAUCCAAGAAUUGCACAUUUUUAAAAAGGCAAAUCUGCUUUUUUAUAUCUGUAUCUCAAACACACAAAGCUUUCUCAAUUCAAAUGUAAAAUAUUUUUGGAUUAUUAAAAGAAAAUGGUUCCACGACUUCGCUUCCGCUAAGCACAGAGGUGGCUUCCUGGUAUAGUGAAGUCUGAAUCAGAAGACCUGGGUUCAAAUCAUGACUGGUAAAUUACUAGCUAGGCGCCCCAGGGUGAGUUGCGGGACUCUCCUCCUCAUUUUCCAUGUGGAUAAAACGGGGAUAAUGACACUUCGCAUCAGCUUGGAGGAUAAAUGGGAUCCUACUACUGAGCUAGCACAGUGCUCGCUUCUCAGUGAUGAGUAACCCACAUGCCAACUCAGUUUCCUGUCCUUUUCCAUUCCAACAUAGUAGCCCUGGUCCUUGCCACUGUCCACAAGCAGUGAGGGCCUCUUGCCCCUCCAGCCUCUGCAGGGAUCGGGGACGGGUGGCUGGGUAAGCCCCUCCCUCCCCUGCCACGAGCUUCUGCUCAGUC
Messenger RNA from Microcebus murinus (gray mouse lemur), 2959 nucleotides. The record is from RefSeq and is a predicted model, not a curated record. NCBI's taxonomy places the organism in Eukaryota, Metazoa, Chordata, Mammalia, Primates, Cheirogaleidae.